Messenger RNA from Sphenostylis stenocarpa, 630 nucleotides. The record is from the annotation of a GenBank genome assembly. NCBI's taxonomy places the organism in Eukaryota, Viridiplantae, Streptophyta, Magnoliopsida, Fabales, Fabaceae.
AUGGCCAACAACAACAACGAAGAACAACAACAGAGCGCAACGAGAUCAUCGAUCAUGGAGUGGAAGCACAUGCACCCACUUCACCAAAUCGCCGAAACACCCACCCACAAGCUCCUCCUGAAACAGUGGCUGAAAGAAGAGGAACUCAUCAAUACCCGCAUAGCCCUGAAGGAGACCCAAAUAGAUUCGACGCGCAAAGAGAUCACCACACUCUACAUCUUCUUCUUCCUCUUCCACUCCACCACCCUCAUGCUCCUCUUCAACUCUUCACAAUCAUCACCAUCUUCUUCCUGUCACAGAUCAUGGGUUCCUUCACUGUGCUCUCUGCUAUUCUCGCUCGGCAUCAUAUGGGCCUUGCGGUACAAGAGCGAUGUGGAGGCUCACAUGGAGAAGAUGCUGCUGCGGGAGAAGGAGGACAAGGGGUUGCUGGGGAAGUGCGUGGAGGAAUUGAAGAAGAAAGGGUUGGAGUUUGAUUUGUUGAAGGAGGUUGAUGCUUUGAGGAGGGCCAAGAGUUUGAGGGUGGAGGCCAAAGAUGUUAGGAAAUGGUCUUCAAGGGACUUUGUUUCCUUGUUCUUCUUCUCUAUGGCUUGCUUCUCUCUUGCUCUCACAAGGGUCAUCUUGUGCAGUUAG